UGGGAAGAGGAGUGGGGUCAGAGAUUAGUGUCCUGGGAGUCAGGACUCGGGUUCUGUUCUUGCCUCUGCCCAUUUAACCCUAGGGCACGUUGCUUCUUCACUCCUUGCCUCAGUUUCCCUGUAUGUAAAGUGAGGCUAACCCUGCCCAUAAGCAGAGUGGGGAUUGCAAGGGUUGGUCAUGCACAAUGCCUGUAGAUCAGUGGUUCUCAACCUUUCCAGACUACUGUACCCCUUUCAGGAGUCAAGCCCAAGCCCCGCUACCUGGGGUUCAAGCCUGAGCUGUGCUGCCCGGGGCUGAAGCAUGUAAUGUAGCUUUACAGGCUCCCCCUAAUGCCGGCCCUGCACUUGCAAAACUCCUAAACCCUGGCCUGUGACCCCUCGCGCGGGGGGGACUGUGCCAGGUUGAGAAACACCGAUCCAGAUGAGUUGACAUACCCCCUGGAAGAUCUCUGCAUUCCCCCAGGAUUCCAGGUGGGGGACCCAGAAGACUGGACCUUCCAGCCAUCGCAGGCCCCUUUUUUGAGAUGGAGGAGCCAUACGCCAAGAUCCUGGCGCUGGAGACAUUUCAUGUAGAGCAGGUUCCACCAACUGUCUAUUAUGUUCCAAACUUCAUCUCGGAGUUGGAGGAGACCUAUCUGCUGCACCAGGUUUAUGCUGCCCCCAAACCCAAGUGGACCCAGCUGUCUGGAAGAAAGCUGCAGAACUGGGGAGGGCUGCCCCACCCCAAAGGGAUGGUACCGGAGAAGCUGCCCGCCUGGCUGCAGGGCUAUGCCAAGAAGAUCUCCUCCCUCGGAGCGUUUGGAGGGAAGCUGGCGAACCACGUACUGGUGAACGAGUACCUCCCUGGGCAGGGGAUCAUGCCUCAUGAAGACGGACCUCUGUACUUCCCCACCGUCACCACCAUCAGCCUGGGAUCACACACGCUGCUGGACUUCUACCAUCCCGUCAGCAGGGGGCAGCACGCGGACAGCGAGCAGGUCCCUGCGCUCCAGACAGAGGAGCAGCGCCACUUCCUGUCCCUGCUGCUGGAGCCGCGCAGCCUCCUGGCCCUGCGGGAGGACAUGUACGUCCGUUACCUGCACGGGAUCCGACCCGCCACCUCCGACACCGUCACGGAGAAAGUGGCCAACGUGGCGGCCUGCAGCGUGGCGCUCGGGGACGAGCUGCGCCGGGGAACCCGGGUGUCGCUCACCAUCCGCCACGUCCCCAAGGUGCUGAAAACGGCCAUUUUCCUGGGCAAGGGGAAGUGAAGGGAGGAGUUUGCUUCCCUCUCUCCCACCCAGGCUCUUGCCUGACAACGGUGCUGUGAAAUGCACAGUUAACGAGGGGGUCGGGAGGCCCGGACAUGGACACCCCAUCCUGUGGUGCGCUGGGAGAACGGGAAGAGCUGAGCCCGAGAGCGUCUCACCUGCACGGGAGGAGAAGAGCAGCCUCUGGGGUCAUCUGUACGAAAGUGCAGAGACUUGGACAGGAUGCAGCGUGGUCUAGCGGUUAGAGCGAGAGGCCAGGGUGUCAGGACUCCUGGGUUCUAUUCCUGGCUCUGGGAGGGGAGUGCGGGGCCUAGUGGUUAGAGCAGCAAGGCUGGGAGCCAGCACUCCUGGGUUCUGUUCCCAGUUCUGGGAGGGGAGUGAGGGUCUGGUGGUUAGAGCAGGGGGGCUGGGAGCCAGAACUCCUGGCUUCCUACUCCCCGCUCUUGCUCCUGCCUCACUGUGUGACCUUAAAGGACUCUCCCUCCACCUCCCAGUGCCUUAGUUUCCCUGGCUGUGACGUGGCAGGGGUUGCUAUCCGUUGGCAAAGCACCCUGAGCACUGCAGAAGCACGCGGCGGGCUCGCCUGCUCCUACCUGUGUUCAAACACAUUCAUUGAAACUCGGUGAACUCUAAUAAAGGCAGGGGCGGGUCAUUCCACCUCGCUGGUGGCUCCUUGCUGCUGCUUGAGGAAUC
Mauremys mutica (yellowpond turtle) is the source of this 1943-nucleotide messenger RNA. RefSeq names its product alkB homolog 6 (gene ALKBH6). The transcript is spliced from 7 exons. The coding region runs from base 525 to 1250 and encodes 241 amino acids. The record is from RefSeq and is a predicted model, not a curated record. NCBI's taxonomy places the organism in Eukaryota, Metazoa, Chordata, Testudines, Geoemydidae.